AUGAGAUCGUGCAAAAAACAUAAGCCCCUACAAGUUCACCGAAUGCAACCAACAGAUGUUCUUAGUUCACGUCCACUGGAGAAUAUUAUAACUAAUAGAAAGAAAUCACUUUCUGGAGAAAAAGUCUCCGGGCUGCAGACGAAAGAAAUUUUAUUAAAAAACAGAAUGUUUUCUUUAUUUAUGCGGUACAAUAUAGACGAUUCUUUUGUAGAAGUAGACCUGAAAAAAAAUUGCCGCGGCAGACAACGCUUCAUAUCAAAAAGUCUAAUGCAAAUGCUUUGGCCUGAUUUGAAGAUGAUACCACAAGCAAAGUUGAACGACAUAAAAAGCCUAAUGCAUUUGAUCCCACGUGAUGCUCAGGCAUUCCACAAAAAAUUGACUGGUGACAAUAGUAUAGAAGAUGAUGUAGACGGAAUUUCGGGGGAACCUGAUUUUGAGAUUGAAGUGGAAGUGGACCGCGAUCCUAUAUCUUGA
This is a messenger RNA of Arctia plantaginis, 474 nucleotides long. The record is from the annotation of a GenBank genome assembly. Lineage: Eukaryota; Metazoa; Arthropoda; Insecta; Lepidoptera; Erebidae.